AUGGGCGCCGACGCGGCGCGCCCUCCCUCACCUCCCUCCGGACCCGCUGGCGUAACGGAAGGGCUUAGCGUCGCCGGCGCGCAACCGAUGGGCGCGGCGACAGCUAACAGCACGCUCAGGUAUGGAUUAACCGUAGAGACACCGAGGUCACCGUCCUACGACACGACAUUGCUAUGGCGAAGGGAUUUAGCCAAGCGGUUACGGCGUCGUUCCAGACCCACGCCGAUCCCAGCUAGACAUCCCAAGGCUGCCGUCAUAGACAGAACUACCGAGAAACGAAAGUCGCUGCAGGAAACUACCAAGGAGGUAAAUAAACCAAUUAUUAAAGCUCAGUCCGUCAGAUCACAUGCGAGCAGUCGCACUGUGAUAGAAGCGCAGCUGUCUCAGGCGGAGCUCGAGGCCAGCGAACGGCUAGCGGAGAUAUCCCGGAGGGAGUUGCAGCUAGAAGCGGACAUGGUACGUAAACGGCUAGACGCCAGAAAACUGCAGAUCCGCGCUAAUGCGGAUAGCGCAGACGAGCACGAAUCUGCUGGUAGCGUGCGGAAUUCGAAUCAAGAUCGAUUAGACGAAUGGCUAGAGAACUCGCGAGACGCGACGUCAAAACCCAUUUUUAUGGAUAUCGAUCGAAGGCACUAUGCCGAUAACCCCAUGCUCAUCAGAGAGGUUACGGACAGGUUGUCGCCGCAUCUUCGAAGCAGAUGGUGCGACUACGCGAAGAAACAUCGAGACAGCAAGGACCCGGAGAUUCUGCAGUUGGCGGAUUUCCUCAUGGAGGAAAGCGAACAGGAGAUGUCCUUCUAUCGAGCGACGAGGUGUCAACCAGCGCAGAGCGUGCGCAUCGAGGACGAGUGGUACGAAGGACCGCGCUUUCUCUAUGGACCCGAGACAUCAUGGCCUAGUCACACAUCGAAUCGAACAGACGACCUGCCUGAGAGGAAGGCGAGGCCGUCAACCGAGACGUCACUGGCGAUCAUCUCAGCGAAGCCAGACCCUUCGAGCGUACUGCCAGACGUGAGACGGUUUAGCAGUUACGACAGACUGUUGAACGCGACAGCGAACGUCUUGCUAUUCAUCGAGAAAAUGAGAACGAAGAAUAAAGCCUUGCAGCUACAAGUCAGACAUUUGAGAAAGGCAGAACACAUGUGGUUGCAAUACAGUCAACGACGAAGCUUUCCCGAAGAGCUUCGAGCCUUAAGCCAGAAUAGGCUCAUCGAUCGCAAAUCGCGAUUAUACGACCUGGCACCCGAGCUAGGCGAUGACGGCGUGUUACGCAUGAAGACGAGGCUGGGCAGCGCUCCAGUAUUGUACACCGCGUUACAACCGAUAAUACUGGAUGGCCGCGAGCCGUUCACCCGUCUACUCAUCCUGCGAGCUCACCGACGAUCAGCGCACAUUCACAACGAAGCAGUAAUCAACGAACUGCGACAAGAAUAUUGGAUACUACAUCUGCGGCCGACCGUGAAGUCUGUAGCUCGAAACUGCGCGCUAUGCACACUACGACGAGCAACACCGAGAGCGCAGCCCUUAGGCGAUCUCCCGCCCGAGCGACUACAGGCGUAUCAACGUCCCUUCACUCACACCGCACAAGACUACAUGGGACCGAUGUUCGUCACGAUCGGACGGCGCAGAGAAAAACGCUGGGUGUGUCUAUACACGUGCCUAGUGACGCGCGCUAUUCACCUUGAAAGCGUGCACAGUCUUUCAACCGACAGCGCGCUACUAUCACUACGAAGAUUCGCCGCGAGAAGAGGAUGGCCCAGGACGAUGUACAGCGAUAACGCGACGUGCUUCAGGGCGGCGGCGACGGAACUACGUGAGGCGUACCGGCAAUGGCUGCCUGUACUGCAAACUUACGCCACUCAGAACCGAAUGGAGUGGAAAUUCAUCCCACCUGGCAAUCCUUCGGCCGGGGGCGCGUGGGAACGAAUGAUAAGGACAGUUAAGAUAGCGAUGUCCUACACUUUCAACGAACGAGCACCGAAACCCGAAGUUUUCGAAACUCUACUCGCCGAGAUAGAGAAUAUCGUCAACCGACGACCACUUACACAUGUCAACGUCGAUCCAGACUCCGAAGAAAGUUUGACUCCAGCACACUUUCUACUUCUUCAUAACGCUAACCUACCGAUGAUUGGCGUUUACGACGAGAACGAAAAGAAGCAAUGGAAGAUGGCCCAAGCGCUUGCCGACCACUUUUGGCGGCGCUGGACCAAAGAGUACUUUCCUCUACUGGCACCGAGGAAGUCGUCCCACGACGGAGGGCGGCAACUUCAACCAGGCGAUGUGGUCAUCGUCGCUGAACCCAAUGGUCCACGCAGCGUGUGGCCCCGAGGCGUCGUCGAGACUACCUACCCGGGACCCGAUGGACGGGUCCGCUCCGCUGACAUCAGAACGAGACACGGGACGCUACGCAGGCCCAGCUGCAGGCUGGCGGUCAUCGCGUCGCAACCCAUGCACCAGGAGUCUUCGACUGCGGGGACAAAAUGUUAG
This is a messenger RNA of Leguminivora glycinivorella, 2487 nucleotides long. RefSeq lists its product as uncharacterized. The transcript has 3 exons. Lineage: Eukaryota; Metazoa; Arthropoda; Insecta; Lepidoptera; Tortricidae. The record is from RefSeq and is a predicted model, not a curated record. Gene Ontology annotation, biological process: DNA integration. Gene Ontology annotation, molecular function: nucleic acid binding. Bases 1 to 2487 code for a protein of 828 amino acids.